GUGUGUGUGUGUGUGUGAGUGUGAGCGUGUACUCAUAUAUGUAUCUGAUACGUACAUGUCGUUGGCGGUAUAGUUAUCUAUAUAAAUAAUUAUGUAUCUAUAUAUUUAACACAUAAUCUCCCCUCGCGAUUUACGAUAAUUAUAAUAUUUAUACCUCUCCCGCGCUCUCUUGUCUCUGUCCUCUCUCCAUAUAUUGUUAUAAUCCCCAAGCUUCUUCUUGGAUUCUUCGUCUUUGCUCGUCCCGCUAAAAUAUUCAAUGUUCCCUGCCCGUCAAAUUUCAAACUCGCUGUUUACCGUUGACCAGAUUUUUUAGCUCCACAUCCUCCUUUCCCUCUUUUCUCCAAUUCUUAACCCAACCUUCCUCUCCGAAGGUUAGAUAUUGAAUACCUAAGGUUCAAGGACAUUUCUUGACACUUUCUCUUCUUCUUGAAUCUGGCUGCGAGCACCUCUCUACUCUCUUACCUCUUAGCCUCGUCCGUACCUUCCUAUUUGUUUUCGGAGGUCCCAUCGAUUACAUCAACUACCCCCCUCCCCCAACAACUCAUCUCUCAAUUCGGAAGAAUUGUCCAAUUCGAUCCUUCGCACACCUUUCAAGCUUCCCAACAAUGUCGACAGCUAUUCAAGGCCAGCAAGGCAACUUAGAUCGAUAUGUGGUCAUCCACGUUGCUACCACUUGUGAUGAGCAUGGCGUUUACGUUACCAAAGAUUCCGCGGAGGUGAUAGAGCUUGGGUGGAUUUUACUCGACGCGAAGACUUGUGACGAGCUUCACCGAGAGAGCGUUCUUGUCAAGCCCAUCAACACUCCAAUUACUCCUCUAUGUACGAGCUUGACUACUCUUACUUGGGAACAUGUUCGUACUGCAGGUACCUUCCGCGAUGCGAUCAACCGAUUCGAUACAUUUGCUGCCGAGCACCUCACAUCUCAAAAUCUCGACUUUUCUUUUGUUACACUUGAUUCAUGGGAUCUUCGAGUCCAGCUUCCCCGCGAAGCUCGUGACAAAGCUGUUGUGCUGCCUCCAUAUUUACAGCAUUCGAGAACUUUUGACCUUCGAACUGAGUACCAAAGAUGGCAACAACAUCACCCUGAAUCUCUGCCAUUCGGACCAUCUAUGCUUUCAAAUAUUUGCGCGGCGUUGGAAGUUGAACCUGUUCAAGCUAGUGCUCCAAUCAAGCACAACCUUCCGUUCCACCUCCAAGCUUUGGCCCCGGCCUCCCCUCGUCGUGCAAUGGAAGAGGCGGUUACACUUGCUAGAGUCCUCAGAGGGUUGAUCCGCAAGUCACAACCUCCUCAUGAACAUCCUGAUGUCCUCACUAGACCUAUGGAUGCCCGUGCUGAUGUUAGAGCUUUUCUUUCGGAGCGCAGCAAAGUUCUCCACAUGUCAGGACUCCCUCAUGACACCACUCAAUCUGAGCUCGAGAGCUGGUUCACCCAAUUCGGUGGUCGUCCCAUUGCUUUUUGGACCCUCCGAACUCCAGAUCAACACAAGCCUACUGGCUCUGGAUUCGCAGUAUUUUCAUCCCAUGAAGAGGCCGCCGAAAGUCUCUGCAUGAACGGACGAGCUCUCAAUGAGAAAGCUAUCGAGGUUUCACCAUCUUCAAGCCGCGUUCUUGACCGUGCUGCAGAAAUUCUUACUCCUUUCCCACCUAGCAAGAACAGACCUCGCCCCGGAGAUUGGACAUGUCCAUCAUGUGGUUUCUCUAACUUCCAGCGUAGAACUGCUUGUUUCCGAUGCUCAUUCCCAGCCAUGGGUGGUGGCCCAGCUGCUGAGAUGGGUGGUGGAUAUGGCGGCGGCGGUGGUGGUUACGGCUAUGGUCCACCAGCAAUGAUGCCCCCUCCACAACACAUGGGCCAUCACGGAGGUAUGGGAGGGGGCCACGGAGGAGGAAGAAUGGGAGGUGGUGGUGGUGUUGUUCCCUUCCGUGCCGGUGAUUGGAAAUGCGGAUCUGAAGGGUGUGGUUACCACAACUUUGCCAAGAAUGUCAGCUGUUUAAGAUGUGGCGCAAGUCGUGCUGGUGCCGCUGUCGUUGCCGAUUCUGGUUAUCCUUCCCCAAUGGACGCUGCGAACAACUAUAGCAUGGGUUCCAACUCCAUGGCUGGUACACCUGGUCCAGGUCCUUUUGCCUCAGCUGCUGGUGGCUUCGGUCCAUCCGGUGGUUAUGGUGGUCAACACUUUGGUGGCCCACCUAGCACUUAUGCUCUUCCAUCCGGUCUCGGCGCACCAACUGGUUCAUACCCAUCAUUGAAUACUCACUUCGGUCCUGCAACUGGCGUUCACUCUGCAGGCGCAGGAGGAUUUGAUAGCCGAUCUGCAGAGGCAGCAUUCCAAUCAGCCAGCAACGGUCCAGCAUCCGCAGGGCCUUCAAAUAACUUCUAUGCUAACCAAGGUGAAAGUGAUCCAUUCGCUUUCCUUUCAUCUGGAAUCAACAACUUGUCUAUGGGUAGCGGUGAUGCUCGUCAAAACGGUGCUGCUGCUCCAAGCAAAUCUCCAGCUUAAGGCGUUCUUGAUAAUUGCGCUCAUCUUUUUCCAUUUAUGCGUUUCGACUAUCUCUUCUGUGACUAUAUUUCAGGACGGCUUUGGGGUUUGAAUGAAAGAUAGACAUUUAUCGGUCGGGGCUUUGUGGAUUUGUUACAAUGGUUUAUAAGGUGGAUUUAGCGCAUACAUGGGUGGUUGGGAUGGGUAGUCGGUUGGAUCGGUAGCGGUAUAAAGAAAAUGGUAGGGAAAAUUUACAUGAUGUGGAAAAUUGACA
Molecule: messenger RNA, 2748 nt
Organism: Botrytis cinerea B05.10
Lineage: Eukaryota; Fungi; Ascomycota; Leotiomycetes; Helotiales; Sclerotiniaceae
Gene: Bcnrp1
Product: Bcnrp1
Exons: 4
Coding region: 606-2495 (629 amino acids)
Molecular function (GO): RNA binding; 3'-5'-RNA exonuclease activity
Source: RefSeq, a predicted model, not a curated record